Molecule: messenger RNA, 1290 nt
Organism: Penicillium odoratum
Lineage: Eukaryota; Fungi; Ascomycota; Eurotiomycetes; Eurotiales; Aspergillaceae
Product: WD40 repeat domain-containing protein
Exons: 2
Coding region: 1-1290 (429 amino acids)
Molecular function (GO): protein binding
Source: RefSeq, a predicted model, not a curated record
AUGGCUACCCCAUCUAAUCAGGCCCCGAAUGGACCGGCUACUCCUGUCUAUAUUCUUCGAGGCCAUGGUGCCCCAAUACACGCCCUGGAUAUCUUCUCCCAGAACCUGCGGCUCGUCUCCGGAGACGCCAACGGGUGGAUUGUUAUCUGGGACUUGGUCAGCAAACGCCCCGUAACAGUGUGGAAGGCUCAUGAGGGCGCGGUACUUGAAGUGAGAGGAUUCAACUACGGUGUCGGCGGCACAGAAAUUUACACACAUGGCCGCGACCACAAGCUCUGCGUCUGGAAGAUUCGAGCAGAGGACGAGGAAUUCCUCGAUAAGACUCUCCCAGUUGAUGCAGCUGAAGCGGGUAUCCUGGAGAAAAGAGCUCAGCCAUGGCUGCUUCAUUCAUUGCCUGUUAACGCGCUGAAUUUCUGCGCCUUUUCCAUGACGUCUAUCCACACGGAUAACUCACCAGAGCGUGCUCAGAUCGGACAGUCCUCUUUACCAAAAACCAUCCUCUUCGCUGUCCCUAACGCGCUGGAUUCUGGUGGAAUUGACAUCUUCCACCUUCCAUCCGAGCUCCGCCUCACCACUAUCGCGUCAGAUCCAUCCGUGAAAACAGGCAUGGUGAUGGUCGUCAACAUUUUCGUCGCUUCAUCAGGCGAUCUUUAUGUCGCAUCCGCCUACGAAGAUGGCCAUGUUAUGGUUUUCGUUCAUAAGGGACCUCUCACCGCGACAUGUUUCGAGCGGGGCAGUAUCGCUUCGAAUCCAUGGAAGUGGGAGAGGCUCUACGCCAGUCGUCCGCAUAGUCAACCCGUUCUUUCGCUUGAUGUUUCUCCUAAGCGUGACUGUUUUAUCUCUUCUUCUGCUGAUGCUUUGAUUAUCAAACACCCUGUUCCUGGACCUGGGACGAUCGGGAAUAUUCCUAUUAUCAAUUAUAAGGAGGAGUCGCCACUGAAAACGAUGAAUACGAAGCAUUCCGGACAGCAGGGCUUAAGGGUGCGGGGUGAUGGGAAGAUUUUCGCGACUGCUGGCUGGGACAGCAGGGUGAGGGUUUACUCGGGCAACACGUUGAAGGAGCUUGCUGUUCUUAAGUGGCAUAAAGAUGGUUGUUACUCGGUCGCGUUUGGGGAGGUUGAUCCAGGUUUACCACAACCAUCUUCAAUUGAUGCUGAAGAUAAUGCGUUGCAAGGGGCCGAUCUCUCGCUGGCCGCUGUUCAAAACCAACGAAGCAAGAAAAUACAACAGACACACUGGUUGGCAGCGGGGUCCAAGGAUGGGAAGAUUUCAUUAUGGGAUAUCUACUGA